Musa acuminata AAA Group (dessert banana) is the source of this 1248-nucleotide messenger RNA. Its product is annotated as probable ribose-5-phosphate isomerase 2. Lineage: Eukaryota; Viridiplantae; Streptophyta; Magnoliopsida; Zingiberales; Musaceae. The record is from RefSeq and is a predicted model, not a curated record. Gene Ontology annotation, biological process: pentose-phosphate shunt, non-oxidative branch. The transcript has a single exon. Gene Ontology annotation, molecular function: ribose-5-phosphate isomerase activity. Bases 156 to 1031 code for a protein of 291 amino acids.
UCUUCGUCUCCAAAUCCUAAGCCCUAACCCUAAAGCAAGCACAAUUUUCUCCACCACUCCUUUGUUAGAUUCCUCUCCCACUCGGUUAUCUGGUCUUUUGGCGUGUUCUUUUGGCAUAAAAAUCUACCUUUUUGACCCGUUUCGCCGCCUAUAAGAUGCCGGCAGCUUGCUCUCGUGCCUUGGACAUGGCGCUCCCCUCGCCGCACCUUCUCCACCCCGCGGUGGCGGUGGCGCCGGCCCCUCCGUCCCGGGUCACUGCCCCGUCCCAGGACGAGCUGAAGCGCGUCGCCGCCCACCGCGCCGUUGAGCAGGUGGAAUCCGGAAUGGUCCUCGGCCUCGGCACUGGCUCCACCGCCGCCCACGCCCUCGACCGCAUCGGCGACCUCAUCCUCCGGGGCGAGCUCCGGGAUAUAGUCGGUAUCCCCACCUCCGAGUGGGCCGCCGCCCGCGCGGCUUCCGCGGGCAUCCCCCUCACCGACCUCAACGCCCACCCAGUCAUCGACCUAUCCAUCGACGGCGCCGACGAGGUCGACCCCGCCCUCAACCUCGUGAAAGGCCGGGGCGGCUCCCUCCUCCGGGAGAAGAUGGUGGAAGGUGCCAGCCGGCGCUUCGUGGUCAUCGUCGACGAGUCCAAGCUCGUCCCUCGCCUCGGGGCCAGCGGCCUUGCCAUUCCGGUUGAGGUCAUUCCCUUCGGCUGGGCCCUCACGCUCCGCCGCCUCCAGAGCCUGUUCGAUGGCGUGCCGGGCUUCAAUCUCAAGCUCAGGACCGCGGCAACCAACGCCAAAGCCAGCACCUUUGGUGAGAACUGGUCCGAUUUGGAUCCAUUUGUGACGGAUAACAAAAACUAUAUUGUAGAUUUAUUCUUUGAGAAUGGGAUCCAUGGUGAUCUGAAUCGGAUCAGCGAUGAGAUCCUGAGGAUCACCGGAGUGGUCGAGCAUGGGAUGUUCCUUGGACUGGCAUCGUCGGUGAUCGUGGCCCGAACGGAGGGGGUUGUGGUGAUGAACAAGGAGGAGAUAUCCAACGGUAUAUGAGAACAAUGUUUUAUCUUUGGGUUGGCUAACUAGUUGUUGCCUUUAUCUGCACCGAAAAAAGGUGUAUUUGCCAUUAGUUCUCUGAAUGAAGGAGUUCUAUGAAAGCCUGAAAUUUUGUAGUCGGAGAAGACGAUAAAAAUCUCAAGCGUCUCCAUGAAUUUUGCUUAGGGAUUUAACAGUGAUCAUUAGUCAAAUUUAAUCAGAUUUUGUUGCAAAA